This is a messenger RNA of Archocentrus centrarchus (flier cichlid), 1592 nucleotides long. It is a transcript of the gene tspan14, whose product is annotated as tetraspanin 14. The transcript has 9 exons. The record is from RefSeq and is a predicted model, not a curated record. Gene Ontology annotation, cellular component: plasma membrane. The coding region runs from base 133 to 939 and encodes 268 amino acids. Lineage: Eukaryota; Metazoa; Chordata; Actinopteri; Cichliformes; Cichlidae.
CGGCUGUGAAGCCAUAGAAGAAGAGGAAGUACGUAAGCAGAGAAGAAGGGAAGUUCGGCUCUCAGCUAAAAGUUAAAAGUUAUCGAUCAGAGAUCAGAGUGGGAGCACGGAUCUAUAGAUCAGUGAUCGGAGAUGUAUUACUAUCGCUAUGAAAACGCUGAGAUCAACUGCUGCUACAAAUACCUGAUGUUCAGCUACAACAUCAUCUUCUGGCUUGCUGGCGUUGCAUUCAUUGCAGCGGGUUUUUGGGCAUGGAGUGAGAAGGGAGUACUGAUGGACCUGACCCAGGUGACUCAGCUGCACGGGUUUGACCCAGUUUGGUUGGUUCUGGCAGUUGGUGGAAUCACCUUCAUCCUGGGCUUCGCCGGCUGUGUGGGAGCACUGAGAGAAAACAUCUGUCUGCUGAAGUUUUUUUCAGGUGUGAUUGGCUUGAUCUUCUUCCUGGAGCUGACAGCGGCAGUGCUGGUGGUGGUUUUCCAGAGUCAGGUCAGAGCAUGGAUUAACGAGUUCUUUGUGGCAAACAUCAAGGCGUACAGAGACGACAUCGACCUGCAGAACCUUAUCGACUCUCUGCAGAGGAUGAACUCCUGCUGUGGUGCACAGAGCCCAGGGGACUGGGAUGAGAAUGUGUAUUUCAGCUGUAAUGACAGUAACCGCAGCAGAGAGAGGUGCGGCGUUCCGUUCUCUUGUUGCGUCCAAGAUCCUGCAGACUCUGUGGUGAAUACGCAGUGUGGCUAUGAUGUGAGGAGCAAACAAAAGGGGCAAUGGAGUAACCAUAUCUAUACCAAAGGCUGCAUCGCGGCAUUGGAGGACUGGUUACCCAGAAACCUCUACACAGUGGCCAUCGUCUUUGUGGUUAUCUCGCUGCUACAGAUGGUGGGGAUCUACCUGGCCAGGACUCUGAUUGCAGACAUCGAAAAGGUCAAAUUUAGCUACUGAAGCCUGAAAGGGGUGGAGCUUACACAGGUGUUACAGGACCAAGUUUCUUCAGCUGUGCCUUCUCUUCCUCCUCUGAUGUCAUUGCCAUAGUACCUGAAACAUGACAUUCUGUUUGUAGACUGAGAACAUGCAGCGGUACUGAAAGGUGAAGCCACUUCCUGUUUGUAUGUUUGUUUGUUUGUUUGGAGUCAUGUGACGGAGCCCCACCCCGGGCUGCCUCAGUGAAUCUUUAUGAACCAGUGUGACCUUUGACCUGCUGACCUUACUACUCAGUGCCUCCUUCAUCAUCCUCAUCAGAGCUCAGGUCUUCUUCUGCUGCAGUCUGAGGAUCAUUAGUACCUCACCUCCAUCAGUCAGCUGAUUGUCUGUGAUGUCAUCUGUGAUGUCAUCACAGGGUGACAGAAGGCUGAAGAUGAGUUUGAACCUGGACAGACAUAAUGGACUGUUCCUGUAAAAUUUGUCAGGUGAUCAUGUGCUUAAUUCAACUUUUAUUGACACUGGAUUGUGGUUAAUUAGUUUUGAAAGUUUUGUUUGAAUAAAUAUUUCAGUACUUCUAUUUUUGAAACUUUCUGCUUUUGGUUCCUGUUUUAAAGGCUUUUAUUUUUAAGGGACACUUAAUAAAGUGAAUUUCUACCUUUUUGUAUUCACCAAAA